Geodia barretti is the source of this 1569-nucleotide messenger RNA. The record is from the annotation of a GenBank genome assembly. NCBI's taxonomy places the organism in Eukaryota, Metazoa, Porifera, Demospongiae, Tetractinellida, Geodiidae.
AUGCUUGAACUUUACGAUACAACACUCAGAGACGGAAACCAAGGGGAGGGGGUCUCUUUCUCCGUUGAGGACAAGCUGCUUAUCAUCAAAGCCCUUGACCGUCUGGGCAUCCAUUACAUCGAAGGCGGAUAUCCCGGCUCAAAUCCAAAAGAUAUGGAGUUUUUCAAAGGUGCGAAGUCACUUCAACUCCAGCAGGCGGUAGUCGUGCCUUUCGGCAGCACGCGCCACCCACGCUAUCAACCCGGCGAAGAUCCCAAUCUUUUAGCGUUACUGGAUACGGGUGCCCGCACUGUCACGAUUUUCGGAAAGAGUUGGGAACUCCACGCCACAGACGUACUUCGUGUCACAGCACAGGAGAACAUCGAACUUAUCGAAAGCUCAGUCCGUUUUCUGGUCGAGAACGGACGUGAGGUCAUAUACGACGCAGAACACUUCUUUGACGGCUAUGACGACCAGCCGGAUUACGCCCUGCAAACACUCAAAGCGGCAGCCCAAGCCGGCGCAAGAUGCGUCGUAUUAUGCGACACGAACGGGGGACGCUUGCCCCUAGAAAUUCAGGAAGGUGUACGAGCCGUCAUAGCGGAGAUUGGUCUGCCGGUCGGCAUCCACACCCAUAACGAUGCUGGCAUGGGGGUCGCAAACGCUAUCCUUGCUGUGCAAGCGGGUGCCGCUCAUGUACAGGGAACGUUCAACGGCUACGGUGAACGCUGCGGUAAUGCGAACCUCGCCUCUAUCAUCCCGACGCUCAAACUCAAGCUGGGGAUUGACUGCAUCAGCGGGGAGGGACUCAACCAAUUGACAGAGACAUCACGCCUCAUCAGUGAAUUGGCGAACCUGCCGCACGACGAGCGUCAACCGUACGUCGGGAGUUCUGCUUUCGCCCACAAAGGCGGUAUGCACAUUGAUGCUGUGCGCAAGAAUUCACGCACCUUUGAACAUAUAGAUCCGGAGCUAGUUGGCAAUGAGCAACGCAUCCUAAUCUCAGAUCAGGCGGGCAAAAGUGCUAUCCUGAAAAAGAUCGAAAGACGCUAUCCAAAUUACGACAAGAAUUCACCGGAAGUCAUUGCCCUUUUUGAUCGGUUGAAAGAGGCGGAAAAUGAAGGCUACCAAUAUGAGGCCGCCGAUGCGUCAUUUGAGCUGCUGACCCGUACACUCCUAGACGGCUAUCAGCCAUUUUUUGAUCUGCUCGGAUUUCGUGUGAUUAUUGAAAAAGUCAAAGACCAUGGCAUCCGGUCUGAAGCGACGAUUAAAGUAAUGGCACCCGAUGGUGAGGUCGAACAUACCGCCGCUGAUGGCGAUGGCCCCGUCAAUGCCCUCGACAGCGCCCUGCGCAAAGCCCUUGAGCGUUUUUAUCCUUCGCUACAGGAGGUCCAUCUGACCGACUAUAAGGUACGCGUUUUGGACACCCAAGCUGGCACCGGCGCAAAAGUUCGAGUGCUGAUUGAAGCAAGUGAUGGGCGAGAGUAUUGGGGUACGGUUGGCGUAUCAGAAAACAUCAUACAGGCAAGCUGGGAAGCCCUCACCGAUAGCUUGGAGUACAAGCUCUACAAAGACAGCCGUGAGACGUAA